Molecule: messenger RNA, 1782 nt
Organism: Coffea eugenioides
Lineage: Eukaryota; Viridiplantae; Streptophyta; Magnoliopsida; Gentianales; Rubiaceae
Product: UPF0187 protein At3g61320, chloroplastic-like
Exons: 4
Coding region: 127-1392 (421 amino acids)
Biological process (GO): regulation of photosynthesis, light reaction
Molecular function (GO): voltage-gated chloride channel activity
Source: RefSeq, a predicted model, not a curated record
CCAACAACCCAUCGAUCCACUCCUGCUCCCUUGUCACUUGGACCUUCACUUCGUUCUGAAGCUCCAAGAUGUUCCGUCCCUUUCCUCAACGAUCCUCCCUUUCUCUCCAAACCUUGAAUUUCACAAAUGAGAAAGCCAACAAGCUUCGUCCAUCCCCCAGUCCAUGUCUCAUCUUCUUCCAUCUUUGGUCUCAGAAUACUCCUCAAAGUACACCAGCAAUCUAUUCACUUCAAACACAGCAGGCUAACUCUAAGGGUUAUCUGUGCAGGACAACCCUCACAACCUCCACAGCCUUCUUCAAAUGAAACAUUAAACAUUAUCUCGAUUCUUCGAGCAAUACCAGAUUGGGCUGACGGUAUAAAAGAAAGGGGUAUGCGACGGAAGAGGGCCUUGUAUGACCAUGAAAAAUGGGUAGAGCAUAGAAGUUCUUUAAGGCAUGUAAGGCAUUUGAUGUCUAGUCUGAAUUCAAGGGUGAUUUUAUCUUUGGUUCCGCCAGUGCUGGCUUUUACCACAGCGGCAGUCAUCAUAGCCAGUUAUAAUUCGGCAGUAUCUUUGCACUGGUUACCUGAAAUUUUUCCUCUUUUGCGUGCUUCUUCAUUGCCUUACCAGUUGACGGCCCCAGCUUUGGCCCUUUUACUGGUUUUUAGGACUGAGGCAUCAUAUGCGAGGUUUGAAGAAGGUAGGAAGGCGUGGACUAAAGUGAUUGCUGGUGCUAAUGACUUUGCAAGGCAAGUGAUUGCUAAUGUGGGUUGCACAACUGAUGCAUCGCUUAAAAAUGCACUCUUGCAGUACAUCAUGGCGUUUCCAGUUGUCCUUAAGUGCCACUUAAUUCAUGGGUCAAAUGUUGCACAAGACCUUCAAGAUGUGCUUGAUGAUGGUGAUUUAGCAGUAAUUCUUAGGUCAAAGGAUCGCCCUCGAUGCAUCAUUGAGUUCAUCUCUCAGUCUAUUCAGUUGCUAAGUAUGGAGGAGGCAAAACGUAAUAUACUGGAGUCAAAAAUCUCUUGUUUCCAUGAAGGCAUUGGUGUUUGUGAAGAGCUGAUGGGUAUACCUAUUCCUCUUUCAUAUACCCGGUUGACGUCAAGGUUCUUGUUCCUUUGGCAUCUUACUCUUCCAAUUAUUCUUUGGGAUGAUUGCAACUGGAUUGUGGUACCAGCUACUUUUAUUAGUGCUGCUUCAUUGUUCUGCAUUGAAGAGGUCGGUGUUCUUAUUGAGGAGCCCUUUUCAAUGCUUGCACUUGACGAGUUGUGUAAGCUGGUCCAUUCCAGCAUUCAAGAAGCAAUGGAUAAUGAGAAAAUUAUUCAAGCACAGGUAAAUGCAAAACGACAGAGUCACUAUAACAAGAAUGCUCCCAAUGGUUGGCCAUCACUGAGAAAUACAGAAGAUACAAAUUGAAAGGCUUCUGAGAAAUAUCAAGGUGAAGAUACCUGUACAGUUUGAAGCCAUCGGUUAUUCGGGAUUUCCACCUCCAACUUUUUGCUGUGAAGCUGCAAGCUUCAGGAAGAAAAUGGGAAAAAAUGGAAAGGCUAUAUUCGGGCAUGAUCGACUGUAGUCUGUCCGUCAGCUUGACUGCACUGAAAUGUUAUGCAUCUUUAGUUACUAGAAUCAGAUGUGAAAAUGUGAAAUUUCAAUAAUUCACAUACGUUUAUCCUCUGUUUGUAAAUUCCCUGAAGUGUUAAUAUUUAGUCUUGGUACGUGCUGUAGUAUAUACGUAAAGAAUUUAGCCCUUUUCCAGCUUCAAGCUUCAAUCGUAACUUCCCUGCUCAGCGAGCAUCAUCUAUGGAA